AUGGUCUGCAGCAGCCCAGGACGGAUGCUGCUCUUACGGGCCGGGAUGCUGGUCCUGGCUGCGCUCUGCCUGCUCCAGAUCCCCGGAGCUUGGGCAGCAGCCUGUGAGCCCGUCCGCAUCCCCUUGUGCAAAUCCCUGCCCUGGAACAUGACCAAGAUGCCCAACCACCUGCACCAUAGCACCCAGGCUAACGCCAUCCUGGCCAUCGAACAGUUCGAAGGUCUGCUGGGCACCCACUGCAGCCCGGAUCUGCUGUUCUUCCUCUGCGCCAUGUAUGCACCCAUCUGCACCAUCGACUUCCAGCACGAGCCCAUCAAGCCCUGCAAGUCUGUGUGCGAGCGCGCCCGGCAGGGCUGCGAGCCCAUCCUCAUCAAGUACCGCCACUCGUGGCCAGAGAGCCUGGCCUGCGAAGAGUUGCCGGUGUACGACCGUGGCGUGUGCAUCUCUCCCGAGGCCAUCGUCACCGCUGACGGAGCGGAUUUUCCUAUGGAUUCUAGUACUGGACACUGCAGAGGGGCUAGCACCGAGCGCUGCAAAUGUAAGCCUGUCAGAGCAACACAGAAGACCUAUUUCCGGAACAACUACAACUACGUCAUCCGGGCUAAAGUUAAAGAGGUUAAGACAAAAUGCCACGAUGUGACCGCCGUCGUGGAGGUGAAAGAGAUCCUAAAGGCGUCUCUGGUGAACAUCCCCAGGGAUACCGUGAACCUCUACACCACCUCUGGCUGCCUGUGCCCCCCACUUCAUGUUAACGAGGAAUACGUCAUCAUGGGCUAUGAAGACGAGGAACGCUCCAGGUUACUCUUGGUGGAAGGCUCUAUAGCUGAGAAGUGGAAGGAUCGACUGGGUACAAAAGUCAAGCGCUGGGAUAUGAAACUCCGUCAUCUCGGCCUGGGUAAGACGGAUUCUGGUGAUUCCACUCAGAGUCAGAAGUCUGGCAGGAACUCUAAUCCCCGGCCAGCGCGCAGCUAAGUCCUGAAAUGCAAAAGGCCAC
Messenger RNA from Arvicola amphibius (Eurasian water vole), 994 nucleotides. It is a transcript of the gene Frzb, whose product is annotated as frizzled related protein. The transcript is spliced from 6 exons. The record is from RefSeq and is a predicted model, not a curated record. Gene Ontology annotation, molecular function: Wnt-protein binding. Gene Ontology annotation, cellular component: cytoplasm. The coding region runs from base 1 to 972 and encodes 323 amino acids. Gene Ontology annotation, biological process: canonical Wnt signaling pathway; non-canonical Wnt signaling pathway. Lineage: Eukaryota; Metazoa; Chordata; Mammalia; Rodentia; Cricetidae.